This is a messenger RNA of Colius striatus (speckled mousebird), 2755 nucleotides long. It is a transcript of the gene SMARCE1, whose product is annotated as SWI/SNF related, matrix associated, actin dependent regulator of chromatin, subfamily e, member 1. The record is from RefSeq and is a predicted model, not a curated record. Gene Ontology annotation, cellular component: SWI/SNF complex. The transcript is spliced from 11 exons. Gene Ontology annotation, molecular function: nucleosomal DNA binding; nuclear receptor binding. Lineage: Eukaryota; Metazoa; Chordata; Aves; Coliiformes; Coliidae. Gene Ontology annotation, biological process: negative regulation of DNA-templated transcription. The coding region runs from base 149 to 1387 and encodes 412 amino acids.
GGGACACGGGUUUGUCUCUCUGUGGAAAGUGCUGACAGGAAAGUGAAGGCAGGCACCUUCGCGCCGGCACCAUCCCCUUGCUGUUGCGGGGCGAAAGGAACGAGAAGUACAAAUAUAAUGUCAGGUGGCUGACAAUUUGCCUAUCAAAAUGUCAAAAAGGCCAUCUUAUGCCCCACCUCCUACCCCAGCUCCUGCAACCCAAAUGCCCAGCACACCAGGGUUUGUGGGAUACAAUCCAUACAGCCAUCUGGCCUACAACAACUACAGGCUGGGAGGGAACCCGGGCACCAACAGCCGGGUCACGGCUUCAUCUGGUAUUACCAUUCCAAAGCCCCCCAAACCCCCAGACAAGCCCCUGAUGCCAUACAUGAGGUACAGCCGGAAGGUCUGGGACCAAGUGAAGGCGUCCAAUCCUGAUUUGAAGUUAUGGGAAAUUGGCAAGAUUAUUGGAGGAAUGUGGCGAGAUCUCACUGAUGAAGAGAAGCAAGAGUAUUUGAAUGAAUAUGAAGCUGAAAAGAUAGAGUACAAUGAGUCCAUGAAGGCCUACCAUAACUCUCCUGCAUACCUUGCCUACAUCAACGCAAAAAGUCGUGCUGAGGCUGCUCUGGAAGAAGAGAGCCGACAGAGGCAGUCGCGCAUGGAGAAGGGUGAACCUUACAUGAGCAUACAGCCAGCAGAAGAUCCAGAUGAUUAUGACGAUGGCUUUUCCAUGAAGCACACGGCCACGGCCCGUUUCCAGAGAAACCACCGGCUCAUCAGCGAGAUCCUGAGCGAGAGCGUGGUGCCCGAUGUCCGCUCCGUCGUCACAACAGCUCGCAUGCAGGUUCUGAAGCGCCAGGUUCAGUCCUUAAUGGUUCAUCAGCGUAAACUAGAAGCUGAGCUGCUGCAGAUUGAAGAGCGUCACCAGGAAAAGAAGAGGAAGUUUUUGGAAAGCACAGAAUCCUUCAACAAUGAGCUUAAAAGGUUAUGCAGCUUGAAGGUGGAAGUGGAUAUGGAAAAAAUUGCAGCUGAAAUUGCUCAAGCUGAGGAACAGGCUCGCAAGAGGCAGGAGGAAAGGGAAAAAGAAGCUGCUGAGCAAGCUGAGCGCAGUCAAAAUACUGCAGCAGCUGAGGAAGAACAGGCAGCUAACAAGAUAGAGGAGAAGAAAGAAGAGGAGAGUGCACCAAUGGAGACAGAAGAGGCUCAGCCAGAAGAGAGUGCAGAAAACCAGCAGAAUGGUGAAGAAGGAACAUCUACCCCAGAUGAUAAGGAGAGUGGCCAAGAAGGGGUUGACAGCACCGCGGAGGAGGGAACCAGUGAUAGCAACACUGGCUCAGAGAGCAACAGCGCGACAGUUGAAGAGCCUCCUGCAGACCCCAUCACUGAGGAUGCUGAGAAGAAGGAGUAAACGUUGGCUCGUUUCACGUGUCUCUUUGGAACGAAAUUCUGUUUUGAUUUCAAACUGUGUUGCGCGGCUUUUGUAUCUUCCCUGCCUGCAUCUCUUCUCUCCAGAGGCUGCUGGGGUUUAAUAACAGUGUCAGUGGUCAGCACAGCAGCUUCAGGGGGCCUUUAGAGGCAAAAGCUACUUUAAAAAAGACAGAAAAUGAAACCUUGUGUUGUCUAAACAGCUGUUAGAGUUUAGAGAGGUACUGCCUGUUCCUUGGGGGUUCUCCCCUAAAAGAUAGUGUUGGGUUUGGGGUUUUUGUUAGAGACUUCUUCCUUUCUUUUACUUCAUGGCCACAGUGAAAAUGUUGUCGUGCUGAAAGGCCUUUGUUUGUUUGUGGUUGUGCAGAGGUGCAGCCCUGCUCUGCUGGGGCACCCCAGCCUGCCCUUCCCAGGGGACCUGCUCAGCCCCACAUGUGAGGCUGAGAUGGGGUGAGUGGUUCUUUGCAGAAAUGCACUGAGGCACCCUAAAGUCAAUGUUUAACAAAGGCACGAUGCCUCUACUGGGUGUAACAGAGCAUUUCCUUCAGCUAACAGAUCCAACCACCUCCUCAGCAGCCUCACACACUCACACCACUCCUGCAGUCCCUGCCAGCACGGCCAUCCACCGCAGCGGCACAGGUCUGCCCUUGUCCAGAAAGCUUUCAGCUGGUGUGUGUGCUGCCCCAGGACAAGGCUGAGAGGCUUCAUCCUGGGAGAGGGUUGGUGUAACCUUAGCCUUCCCUGUUAGCUGUUCCACAGUGAUAGAAACUUGCUGGUGUUUUGACACAUGUUUCAGGACAUCCAUCUCCAAACAACUCAGCAUAGCCCUGAAGUCAGUCACACAUCUUUAGGGCUGGGUUUUUUUUCUGUGGUUCAGGAUUCUUUCAAUAACAAUCUGUUUUUCUUUACCAUUUAAGUCCUUUCUUUGCUAUGACGAUAUUACUGGUGUGACGUCAGCCAGACAGGGUGAAGUACAGAGCAGGGGAGCAUCUGUGACAUCAAUGUUUCCUGAGCAGACGGUUGCUAAUAUGGCGCAAAUGGUAAAGAGGAGUCAUUCGGCUUGCCAUGAGCUUUGAAAACCUCUGGGAAUUCUACAAAUGUACUGAAAAUGCCCCAUUUUACCCUAAAUAUGCAGGUGCCCUAAACCACACUUCCAACAAAAGAGACAAGCUGUUCCAUGACAUUACAACUCUUGACAUAUGAAUAUGCUUCAAUAAACCAGCGUGGGUAUAUGAAAUAGUGGGGAUAGCAGAGAGUAAUGGGGUUUUAAGUCCUUUUGGUCUUUUGUUGUUGUUGUUGUUGUUUUAAAUGGGCUAAAAAGAAUAAAAUCCAACACAUUUGGUUUUUUAAA